Molecule: messenger RNA, 534 nt
Organism: Malus domestica (apple)
Lineage: Eukaryota; Viridiplantae; Streptophyta; Magnoliopsida; Rosales; Rosaceae
Source: RefSeq, a predicted model, not a curated record
AUGAACCUCAACACGGUUGAACCACUCACUGGUGUUAACUACAAGAAAUGGAAGCAGGAUUUGGAGACUACUUUGGGUGUCAUGGAUAUGGACUUGGCACUAAGGACUGAAGAACCACCAGGACCAACUGAUGAUAGCACAUCAAGCCAGAGGUUUAAGUAUGAAAAGUGGCACAAAUCAAACAGAAUUUCUUUGCUGAUUAUCAAAAGAAGCAUGACUGAUAUGGUUCGAGGAGCCAUCAUUGAUGCUACCAAUGCAAAGGAUUUUCUCAAGUCCAUCGAGCAGAAGUACAAAGAGUCACCAGAAACUGAGACAGAUGCUACCAAUACAAAGGAUUUUCUCAAGUUCAUCGAGCAGAAGUACAAGGAGUCUCCAAAAAUUGAGACAGGUAAUCUCAUGAACUCACUUACCACCAUGAGCUAUGAUGGCAUUGAAAGCAUGCGUGAAUACAUUUUGAGAAUGACGGAUGUUGCUACAAAGCUCAAGGCUCUUGAGGUACCUAUAUCAGAAAAUUUUAUAGUGGGAUGCGGAUGA